Molecule: messenger RNA, 4561 nt
Organism: Fundulus heteroclitus (mummichog)
Lineage: Eukaryota; Metazoa; Chordata; Actinopteri; Cyprinodontiformes; Fundulidae
Gene: prkaa2
Product: protein kinase, AMP-activated, alpha 2 catalytic subunit
Exons: 10
Coding region: 195-1868 (557 amino acids)
Biological process (GO): protein phosphorylation; intracellular signal transduction
Cellular component (GO): cytoplasm
Molecular function (GO): protein serine/threonine kinase activity; ATP binding
Source: RefSeq, a predicted model, not a curated record
AGCAUUUCCAGCCCUCUCCACAGCCAACGCGGUUUCAGGUCGUCGGUGAUUUCUGGCGCUGAGAAGCGUAAGGGGAGUGACCCCGCCCCUCCCGGCUGCCCCGCAGGCAGCAGCCAGGCAGCGCACCCACCGCACCGCGGCGCAGCUCCGCGCACGCAGCGCUCGAGCCCCAGCAGCCGUCGGUAACGGAGAAGAUGGCAGAGCGGCAACAACAGAAACACGAAGGCAGGGUAAAGAUCGGCCAUUACAUCCUCGGCGACACGCUCGGAGUGGGGACGUUCGGGAAAGUGAAGAUCGGACAGCACCAGUUAACAGGCCACAAAGUCGCCGUGAAGAUCCUGAACAGGCAGAAGAUCCGCAGCCUCGAUGUGGUGGGCAAAAUCAAGCGCGAGAUCCAGAACCUCAAGCUGUUCCGCCACCCUCACAUCAUCAAACUCUACCAGGUAAUAAGUACGCCCACGGAUUUCUUCAUGGUCAUGGAGUAUGUGUCUGGAGGCGAGCUGUUUGACUACAUCUGCAAAAACGGAAGGGUGGAGGACACAGAGGCUCGCCGUCUUUUCCAGCAGAUCAUCUCAGCCGUGGACUACUGCCACAGACACAUGGUGGUCCACAGAGACCUCAAACCUGAGAACGUCCUGCUUGAUGCCAACAAGAACGCCAAGAUCGCCGACUUUGGACUUUCAAACAUGAUGUCAGACGGAGAGUUCUUACGAACGAGCUGUGGAUCCCCCAACUACGCGGCUCCAGAGGUCAUCUCAGGAAGGCUGUACGCGGGCCCAGAGGUCGACAUCUGGAGCUGCGGAGUGAUCCUGUACGCCCUGCUGUGUGGCACUCUGCCCUUUGACGACGAGCACGUUCCCACCCUCUUCAAGAAGAUCAGAGGAGGCGUCUUCUACAUACCCGAGUACCUGACCCGCUCCGUGGCCUCGCUGCUCAUGCUCAUGCUGCAGGUGGAUCCACUUAAGAGGGCCACCAUCAAAGACAUCAGGGAACAUGAGUGGUUUAAGCAGGAGCUGCCGGGCUACCUGUUCCCGGAGGACCCGUCGUACGAUUCCACCGUCCUGGACGAAGAGGCCGUCAGGGAAGUGUGUGAGAAGUUUGAGUGCAACGAGUCUGAAGUCGUGUCCAGUCUCUACAGCGGAGAUCCACAGGAUCAGCUGGCGGUAGCUUAUCACCUCAUCAUAGAUAACCGGCGCAUCAUGACGCAGGCCAGCGAGUUCUACCUGGCGUCCAGUCCGCCGCAGGGCUCCUUCAUAGAAGAAGGCAUGCCGCUGCCCCCCGGCGUCAAGCCCCACCCAGAGAGGAUGCCUCCGCUGUUGGCCGACAGCCCCAAAUCCCGCUGUCCUCUGGACGCUCUGAACACGACCCGGCCCAAACCUCUGGCGGUGAAGAAGGCCAAAUGGCACCUGGGCAUCAGGAGCCAGAGCAGACCGUACGACAUCAUGGCCGAGGUGUACAGAGCCAUGAAGCAGCUCAACUUUGACUGGAAGGUGGUGAACCCGUAUCAUCUGCGAGUCCGACGGAAGAACCCGGUAACAGGAAACCUGGUGAAAAUGAGCCUGCAGCUCUACCAAGUUGACAACAGAUCCUACCUCCUGGACUUCAAGAGCAUUGAUGACGACAUCAUCGAGGCGGCGGGCUUUAAAUCUGGGUCGUCCACUCCCCAGCGCUCAGGCUCCACCGCCGGUCUCCACAGACCCCGGCUGAGCAUCGACUCUGCGAGCCCCGCUAUCGAUCUGCCCCAGCUCAGCUCCUCUCUCCCGGGUUCCCUGUCCGGCAGUUCCCCCCUGCUCGCCCCACGCCAGGGCUCUCACACCAUGGACUUCUUCGAAAUGUGUGCCAGUCUCAUCAUCGCGCUGGCCCGCUGAGCUCCCCCCACCUCCCUCGUAGCCCUGGAAGUAGGUGGUUGUUUUAGCGCUAGCUGCAAAUCUGGGAUGCAUUGAUGAACUUGUGGAAAGAAAAAAAAAAAAAAAAAAGGGAAAGGUCGCACUCCUCCCACAAAAUCCCUUCGGUCUUUUUAUCAGCUGCAUCAACACAUACUGGCUGGACGUCCCGCUGGGGUAGCCUCAGACGCUGUUCUGAGGUCAGUUCUGCUGCCCGUCUCUCUGGCUGCUGUUGCAGCUGUGUCGGGAGGAACAUUGCUACACGUAGAUUUCAGCUUUUAUAUGGGUUGUAUAGACGCUUUUUUUUGUCAUAUUUAUAUCACUUUAAUUGUUGAUUUGAAAAAAAAAAAAAAAAAGCAGUUGUCAAAGAUUUACCAAAAAACAGACUUUCUACAUCAGAAAGAAUAUAAUUUUUUUCAGAUAUCAGAUUCAUAUUUAUUUUUAGAAGAUUGUUUUUUUAGACGCUAGUUUUAUCCAAAAACACCUCCGCGGAGUUUUAACCUAAUUCUCGAGUAGGUCCGAGUUUGACGAAGCUCGACAGGAAGUGGGAAGGCGCGCCACGCGAGUGUCAUUUCAACGCGUUCAUCUGUCAGGCGACACCGACGUGCAACACGCUCCGAGGCUCUGAUAGAGCAGCUGACGCUCAGCUUGUCCACGGCGCUUGGAACGGGACUUGGUCUUGAAAAGGCCUCGGUCGUCUGAAGGAGGGACAGGGAGGUACGCACCGAGCCCAGUAACGACAGAUGGCUCCGAGCCGCAGAAGGAAAUGCUUCAGGGUUUACAAAUGGCGUCGCGUUAACUUCUCAAGCCGUGACGGAGCCGGUUAAAGAAAGCGGAGGUUGGCGGUUAAUCUGAAACAGUCAGUCAUGUGAGAUGGCGUGUAGCUGCUGCAGGAGAGCAGAAGGCACAUGUCUACCUGUCCACAGAUGCCUUAAAGAGCGCGACACACAGCAUUUCUGCACACAUGCAUGUGUUUGUGCCAGGGUGUGCGCUGAAGGUCAGCUAGAGUCUUGUCCUCCGUCUUUACAAGCUGUCCGUGUAAAGCCUGGAAGGUCAGAGAUGCUGGAGUGAUCUGAAUUUAAAAACCUCAACGUUAUUGUGCACCGUUGGCGCCUGAGCCGCCGCCUGCUCUGUUCUCUCUGCACUUUCACUCCUUUGCUGGGCUCAGCCGUUUGUCGCAGCACACUCCAUGAGUGCGUACAGGUUUUACUGUAUGAGUAGUUUCACAUCUGUGUUGAUGCUUUAUUAUUAAUUACUGUAGAAAGUUGCGUUAGGUCGCGCCACUGUAACGUUUCCCCCCACCCCUCGCAUUAGUACAUGUCAGUUUUUCAAAUAGUGUGACUGAAUGUAAAAUGAAAACUCGUGCCACUUUUCUUCUUUACUCUUUUAAGUUUUAGACCUCCAUGUUUGGGUAGAAAGGGUAGAUUGUUUGCCUUUCUGCAGUUUGCAGUAAAGCUGAGGGAUUUCAGUCUGACGACUAAGCUCUGCAGACCAAUCUCUGAAAAGCUUUAGAAAACACUUGUAAUACAUUUGUAAUCUGAUUAUUUCUAUUUUCUGGUGGAACAGAUGAUAUCAUAUUGGGUUAAGGUCAGAGAGGAAGACAUGAAGUGAAGACUAUGUCGGAUAAAGUGCCAGUCAGAAGUUUACAUACACGUAUCAUUGACAUGGAUUUCAUCUAAACGAUGCGUUCAAAUGCUGUUUGUUUAGGCUUCUCUAUAUAUACAACAAACUACUUCAAUAAAUUAUAGAAACAUGAAUUUGUAUUAUAUCUAAUCCAAAUAGGGUCAAAAUUAUAUUUAAAAACCAAUCUUAAAUAUGUACAUGUACCCGCAUAGAUGGUUGAACAUCCCUUAGCAAGUUGCAGAGAAGUCAACAAGCUUCUAGGUUAAGUUUUGACUGGAUAAUUGAUCACUUUUCUUAUGAGAAAGGGAAGAGCUCAUUUAAAAUAGUAAGUUUUCCUACUCUAGACGUGGCUUUUAAGCUUCAGUCCAUGGAUAUCAAGCUUCAGAGUAGCCUGAUAUAUUCAUUCCUGAAACAUUUUUGAACGUGUGUUUGGGAUCAAUGUCCUUUUGAACGUCCAACUGUGUCCAAAUUUCAACCAUCUAGUUGUAGUUUUAAGGUGAAAUUGAAGAAAGGUGGUCUUCCCUUUUUAUUUAUUGGCCUGUUUUCCAUCAGAGGCAGUGAAACAAGGCCUUAGCACGAUGCUUCCACCACCGUGCUGGUCAGCUGGUACAGUGUCCGUAGGUUCGAAAGCCUCAUUUUCACUCCUUCACAUGUACUUGCUGUCAAACAUCUUUUUAUUGUCUUUUUGAACAUAAAACUUUUCUCUAGUUUAUAAUCAGUUUGAGGCUAAUGGGCUAAACAUCCUACGUCAGAUAGUGAAAGUUAGACACCGUUGGGCGUCUAUGCAGGACAAAGAUUCCAAAAAUAUAUCAAAGUUUGUUUUAGAGAGGACAAAUUAAGCUUCUGGAAUGCCUCUUGAUGUUUGACAUUUGCGGCCAAUGCUUAAAAUCCAGGUUUUAGGAAACAAACCAUUUAAAUGAACUCUACUAUUUAUGUCUCAUAUUAAGCCAAAAUAAUCCCAGCAGCUCGUGGAUGCACGUGGUUUCUCUGCACCUUUCUGAGCAACAUUUACCUAAAUAUUUGUGGGGGUUCAGGUAUAAAUCUGAAAAAAAAAA